AUGGAUGAAAAACUUAUUAGAUGUUCUUAUCCAGAAUGGUGUUCUAGAUGUGGGGUUUUGAAUGUUACUGACAUUGAAGGAUUAGAAAUAAAUUCCUCAAAGUGUCUGAAAUUCUACGAUUACGACUUCCCCCUCGAGAUCCACUACCCUUUUGGGACUCAGGAACGAGGAAAGAGAUGUUGUGAAGGAACAAUAACAAUUUACUAUGCUGGAAAUUCAUCAGAGACACUGCGUGCCGAAGAGUUACAUAUUCCCUUAAAUAUAACAGAAAAGUUCAUAUUCAACUCAACACAACGAACCUCAACUGAGCUGGUUAAGCAAGAAAUUUCCAACUCCGUUAUAAACGUUUACCACCCCUAUUUCCCCCUGAUCCUCUCUGCAGCAGUAGGGGGCUUACUGGUGCUCCUUGUCUUUUUCAUUUUUCUCUCGGCGAGAAUAAGAACAAAGAAAUUAAAUCCAGGAUUCAGCAUGACAAAAAAUGUACAACUCGAUGUAAUUUUAAACGAUUACAACCCAUUUGAUACACCUCACGGAAACACAGAGCGAGUACCCAUUCAGUUCAACAGGGAUUCUCCAAUUACCUCAAGAGUAUUCAAUGAUCAGACCCAAAGGGCACCUGUCACAGAUACUUUGAUUCAGGAAAAUACACUACAUCGUCAGAAUAGAUCAACUACUCAGGUACAGAAAUUGGACAACAAUAUUCCACCAUCUGACCGACCAAUUUCAUCGGACGAAUCAAUUUACGUGAAUGAAAUGGGGGUUAUUUACGUAAAUACGGAUGAAACGGCGUCGUUGAAUGAUGAUGAACCAACGUACAUGAAUGUAAAUGAAGGUUAUCUCGAUUUAAAUGCCAUUAUUCCUCCUCCUUGCAGAUGCGCCUCACCCUCGUUUCCGAUUCUUUCUUUACUAUCUCAGAAGACAUGGCCAAGGAGAGGCCAGAGUAACAAUGACGACUCGACACUUCAUUCAUAUAUUGAAAUCAUUUAAAAACGGCUUUUCAGGGAGGGAAAAAUUGC
Molecule: messenger RNA, 1016 nt
Organism: Saccostrea echinata
Lineage: Eukaryota; Metazoa; Mollusca; Bivalvia; Ostreida; Ostreidae
Exons: 3
Coding region: 1-987 (328 amino acids)
Source: RefSeq, a predicted model, not a curated record